Messenger RNA from Solanum pennellii, 498 nucleotides. Its product is annotated as major pollen allergen Ole e 6-like. Bases 48 to 311 code for a protein of 87 amino acids. The record is from RefSeq and is a predicted model, not a curated record. The transcript has 2 exons. Lineage: Eukaryota; Viridiplantae; Streptophyta; Magnoliopsida; Solanales; Solanaceae.
AAAUAAAAAAACUAAAAGUGAAACACAUAUUUAUAUUAUUUUUUUUAAUGGAGGCAUCAAAGAAGCUUAUUGCAAUGUUUUUUGUUUUCAUUAUUGUGAUUUCUUCAUCCAUGGCUGAUGAUGAAGAAAAUAAAGCAGAAGAAUUUAAAAAAUCAUUUGAAAUUGUGGCAAAUGAAUAUAAAGUUUGCUACAAUGAUUGUCAAAAGGAAUGUACUAAUGAAGGGUUGGGAUACACUCGUUGUGAGAUGAAAUGUGACACUGAAUGCAGUGCUAAGAUGCUCAAAGAAAGAAUCGAGAAAAUGAAAAAUUAAUUUGAAGCCUUGAAGAUGGACCAAAGCAUCCAAAAACACUUCUUUUAGUAUAGCAAAUAUAGGGAAACAAGAAUAAAAAAAGUAGUAGUAUACAUGAUGUAUGUAUACAUUACGUUAUUUUAAUUUUUUUUGUAUCAUUCUUAGGGCCCGUUUGGAUGGGCUUAAUAAAAGCAGCUUUAAAAAAGUA